AUGAGUCCGAAUGACGUGGCCGAGAAGCUGGCUGACGCCUCGUUGGCUGACGCCGCGCCAGCAGCCGACGCCGCUGCCGCCGCUUCCGCGAAACCCGAGAAAGCCGCCAAAGUGAAGGGUGCUGACAAGGGCGCCGACAAGGCCGCCGCCGCCGCGGCUGCCGCUGCGAAAGAGGCGGCGAAGAUCGCGCCGGAGAUUCAGGCGUUUUUCAAGAGGAGGAUCGAGAUGUUCGAGGCGCUUCAGAAGGAGCAGGCAGAGCAGAGGGCGAAGAUCGCUGGCGAUCCGAUCAAGAUCACCCUGCCCGACGGUGCUGUGAAGGAGGGCAAGAAGUGGGAGACCUCCCCGAUGGACGUGGCGAAGGGCAUCUCGCAGGGACUCGCCAACAGCGCCAUCAUCUCCAAGGUGGAUGGCGUGUUGUGGGACAUGUGUCGCCCCCUGGAAGGUGACUGCGCGCUGCAGCUGUUCACGUUUGAGGACGACGAGGGGAGGGACACCUUCUGGCACUCCAGCGCUCAUAUUUUGGGAGAGGCUCUGGAGCAGGAGUACGGGUGCCACCUAUGCAUUGGGCCGUGCACGACACGAGGCGAGGGGUUCUACUAUGAUGCGUUUUACGGGGAACGCACGCUCAACGACGAGCAUUUCAAGGCCAUUGAGGGCAAGGCGGGCAAGGCAGCCAAGGAGAAGCAGGCGUUUGAGCGGAUCGAGGUGACGCGGCAGCAGGCGCUCGAGAUGUUUGCUGAUAACCCCUUCAAGGUGGAGAUUAUCAAGGACCUCCCAGAGGACAAGACCAUCACCGUGUACCGCUGCGGGCCCUUGGUUGAUCUGUGCCGUGGCCCCCACAUCCCCAACACUUCCCAUGUCAAGGCUUUCGCCUGCCUCAAGGCAUCAGCAUCGUAUUGGAGGGGGCAGUCAGACAGAGAGAGCUUGCAGCGAGUGUACGGCAUCUCCUAUCCCGACAGCAAGAAGCUCAAGGAGUACCUGCACGUGUUAGAGGAGGCCAAGAAGCGAGAUCAUCGUGUUGUUGGACUUGCGCAGGACCUCUUCUUCUUCCACCCGCUUAGCCCCGGAAGCUGCUUCUUUCUACCGCACGGCGCGCGGAUAUACAACAAGCUCGUUGGGUUCAUCCAGGGCGAAUACAGGAAGCGAGGCUACCACGAGGUAGUCACCCCCAACAUGUUCAACAUGGAGCUGUGGAACAUCUCAGGCCACGCGGCCAACUACAAGGAGAACAUGUUUGUGUUCGAUGUGGAGAAGCAGGAGUUUGGGCUCAAGCCCAUGAACUGCCCCGGCCACUGCCUCAUGUUCGCCCACCGCGUGCGCUCCUACCGAGAGCUGCCACUCCGCUUCGCUGACUUCGGGGUGCUGCACCGCAACGAGCUCUCUGGUGCUCUCACGGGCCUCACACGCGUGCGACGGUUCCAGCAGGACGAUGCGCACAUCUUUUGUGAGGAGACCCAGGUGGAGGCAGAAGUCAGUGACGUGCUGGACUUCCUGCAGACCGUCUACGGCAUCUUUGGCUUCACCUUCGACCUGGAGCUAUCCACGCGCCCAGAGAAGCAUCUGGGGGAGGUGGAGACGUGGGACCGCGCCGAAGCGGCCCUCACGAAGUCCCUAAACGCGUUCGGGCGGCCGUGGCAGAUCAACGCGGGCGACGGGGCGUUCUACGGGCCCAAGAUUGACAUCACGGUGUAUGAUGCGCUCAAGAGGAAGCACCAGUGCGCCACCAUCCAGCUCGACUUCCAACUGCCCAUCCGCUUCAAAUUGGAAUACUCGGCGGACGACGAGGCCGCAGGCAGGAAGCGACCGGUCAUCAUCCAUCGUGCCAUCCUGGGUUCAGUGGAGCGCAUGUUUGCCAUCCUCCUGGAGCACUUCGCUGGCAAGUGGCCCUUCUGGCUGAGCCCUCGCCAGGUCACCGUGUGCCCCGUCUCUGAGAAGUACUCGCAAUACGCCACCAAGGUGCGGGAUGAGAUCCAUGCUGCUGGCUUUGAUGUCGAGGCCGAUCUCUCCGACCGGAAGCUUCAGAAGAAGGUGCGGGAGGCCCAGCUGGCCCAGUUCAACUACAUCCUGGUGGUGGGCGCGGAGGAGGAGGCACAGGGCUCGCUGGCCCAGUUCAACUACAUCCUGGUGGUGGGCGCGGAGGAGGAGGCGCAGGGCUCGCCCAUGCCCCUUGCACUGGGUUUAGCAGGGUGUUACCAGCUCCCUGAUUUCGUCCCGUUAGCUUUCGCAAAAUGGACAGUAUGUGUGUAUUCUCUAUCGAAGGACUCUUGUCUCGGCUCGUUGUUGUCACGGUCUCUAUUAUCACGCGACCUUCCCUCCCAUCCCCUUCUUCCUUCCCUUUCUUCUCCGCCUAACGCUUCCUUCCCCCUCUCUCUGGUUUCCUCCAAUCCCCCUAACUCAGGCAUCCCUCCCGACCAGCAGCGGCUGAUUUUCGCCGGCAAGCAGCUCGAGGACGGCCGCACUCUUGCCGACUACAACAUUCAGAAGGGUACGAUUCUGAUGUGUCGCGCUGAUGAUUCGCGAGACUCGGCUCUUCUUCCCACCACCCCCUCCCCUCUCCCGCCCAUCUCUCUCACCCCUCUUCCUCUCGUUUCUCUCGUUCCCCACCUCCGUCCCCUCUUCCGCCUCUUCUCUUCGUCCUUUCUCGCAUCCCUUCACUUCCCUGUCGCAAUUUGUGUAUUCCUCGCUCUUUCCCUGUUACAAUCACUUCCCUAUCACGCCCUCCGCUUGCGGCUGCGUGGUGCAAUCAUCGAGCCUUGCUCAUGGAUUUUCCACUGUGUGUCCCUCUUUUGUGUGUCCCUCCCCCACAUCCCCCCCCACGCCUCCCUCCCCCUUGCGAUUUCAGAGUCGACGCUGCACUUGGUGCUGCGGCUGCGAGGAGGAAUCAUCGAGCCUUCUCUCAUGGCGCUCGCUCGCAAGUACAACGCCGAUAAGAUGAUCUGCCGCAAGUGCUACGCUCGCCUGCACCCGCGCGCUGUGAACUGCAGGAAGAAGAAGUGUGGCCACACCAACCAGCUGAGGCCCAAGAAGAAGAUCAAGUAG
Closterium sp. NIES-65 is the source of this 3039-nucleotide messenger RNA. NCBI's taxonomy places the organism in Eukaryota, Viridiplantae, Streptophyta, Zygnematophyceae, Desmidiales, Closteriaceae. The record is from the annotation of a GenBank genome assembly.